AUGAAUGUUCAUGAAGGAUGGAUGAUGACGAUGAUGAUUUGUCAUGCUGUAUAUCUGAAUAAAUCACAAAUUGGAAAUGAUUCCUCUGUCAUUUCAUCUUCCAAACCAACUACACCAAUUAUAGAUAGAAAGUCAACUGUUGACAAUAGUAGCAGCAGUACUACGAGUACAACACCACCAGUAGUCAGCCAACAACAACAACAACAACCAUCAGUCUUUGCUCCACCACCACCACUCACUAUUCCAACAACAACAACAACAAAUAAUAAUAAUAGUAGUAGUAACAAAGAUGUUGUUGAUAUUAGUGAUUUAUUAAAGAAUACUCAUAUUAAUAAUAAUCCAACAGUCGUCCGAACUCAAUUUAUGGUUCCACAACAACAAACUAUUAAUGGUAAUAGUUUUACUAUUCAUCAAAAUAAUAUACCUUCCACUUCAUCCCAAUCUCCAUUUACUACUACUAACCAACAACAAAACAACAACAAUAUAAUCAAUCCAUUCAAUUCUUUAAACAACUCGAUUCAAAGAGAAUUGAAUACUGCCAAGGAUACCAUUGCCAAGUUGAAUCAAGGUGUUUCUCAAAUAUUGGGUACUCCUCCCAUCUCCCCACCCAACGUUAGAUUGCCACAGCCACAACAACCUGUUGCCAAUCUGGGAGCUGCUCGUCCACACCCUCACGUAUUGACCAAAGUCAAUCCAUUGGACAUUUAUCAAUCAAACAAGGGUGUUCCAACAUGGCUUUGUGAUUAUUGUUCAAAGGGUUACGGAACUAGUGAACAAUUCCAUUGUUCUUCAUGUGGUAAUUUCGAUCUAUGUCGUUCAUGUAUCGAAAAGAGUGGUACAAAGACCAAUCCAAUUAUGCUUCCAUUGGAACCACACAACAUUCCAUCACUUCAUGCACACCCAUUGUACGCAAUGGCCUGUGUUGAUUUAUAUGGUGGACCAGAAGCCAGAUGUGAUAAAUGUUUGUCAAACGUAAAGGGUGUCGUUUAUCAUUGUACUAUAUGUGGUAUCAAAUGUUAUAACAAGGAACCAAUCAAUAACAAUAACAAGACAGGAUUAUUCACUUCAAUGUUUGCUACCAAACAACCAGCUGUUGUUGCACCACCACCACCACCAAAGCCAGCUCCUACCACUGCUCCAACCACAAGCCUAUUUGGCAAUUUUUUCAGAGCACCAUCAUCGUCGACAGCCAAUACUGUCACUACCACUGCUCCAACCAUUUCGACCUACAAUGCUACCAAGGAUCUUCCAGUCACCAUCAAUGUUCCAUCACACGGACAACCACUACACAAGGUCAACAGUCCAUUCGAAGUCUAUGAACACAGUGAAUGGAUUUGUGAUGUAUGUCGUUCUAGAUACGGUGCCACUGAAAUCACCUUUUAUCAUUCUCCAAACAACUAUGAUGUUUGUGUUGGUUGUUAUUAUAAACAUUUUCAAAAGAAAUAA
This is a messenger RNA of Cavenderia fasciculata, 1446 nucleotides long. RefSeq lists its product as uncharacterized. Gene Ontology annotation, molecular function: zinc ion binding. The coding region runs from base 1 to 1446 and encodes 481 amino acids. The transcript is spliced from 4 exons. NCBI's taxonomy places the organism in Eukaryota, Evosea, Eumycetozoa, Acytosteliales, Cavenderiaceae. The record is from RefSeq and is a predicted model, not a curated record.